GCGAGACACACAGCUGGGUGAGCGCGGUCUGUGCGCUCUGGAGCGGAGCGGGGAACGCCGGCCUCCUGCAGCUCCGAAGAGCUUCUCCCUGCGACUCCCGCGAGGGGACAAGUCCGCACGGCAGGGUGGCCGCAGCCCUCGGCCCCCUACGGCGCGCCUCCCACCCGCGCCCGCGGCUCAGCCAGCUCAGCUUGGCCAGCCGAGGCUAUGGACUCGGAGGAUGACCCCUUGCUGCAGGAUGUGUGGCUAGAGGAGGCGCAGGAAGAGGAGGAGGAAGCAACGGGUGAGGCCUUUAGGAGGGCCCAGAAGCCGGGGCCCCAAGCUGGGGCAGGGGGGCAGUGUUGCUGGCGGCACUGGACCUUGCCCUCCCGGCCCCCAGCGUCAGGCUUCUGGAAUACACUGGGCUGGGCCUUCACCAAUCCGUGCUGUGCGGGGCUGGUGCUCUUCCUCGGCUGCAGCAUCCCCAUGGCUCUUUCAGCCUUCAUGUUCCUCUACUACCCGCCGCUGGACAUUGACAUCUCCUACAAUGCCUUUGAGAUCCGCAACCAUGAGGCCUCCCAGCGUUUCGACGCCCUCGCGCUGGCGCUCAAAUCCCAGUUUGGGUCCUGGGGGCGCAACCGGCGCGACCUGGCCGACUUCACUUCUGAGACGCUCCAACGCCUCAUCACAGAGCAGUUGCAGCAGCUACAUCCAGGAAAUCGCUCGCGGCCGGCCGCCCGGGCCCCGUACCAGGCCCCUGCCGCGCUGCGGCAUGGCUCAGGACUGUGGGACACCUCCACUGCUCAGAAGCCAGCAGCCAAUCGGAGCGGGCGUCUUCGGCGAGCGACUCCACCCCUGGGGAGCCUGGCAGCCAACCAGAGUGAAGCCCAGGUGAACCAAGGGCCGGACAGGAAUGGGCGGCGCCAACCCAGCGCCCCUCCCCCCACGGCGGCUGCGGCCAAUCAGAGCCGUGCCCGCCGCGGCGCCUCGCGUUGGGACUAUUCACGCUCCUAUGUGAGCGCCAACACCCAGACGCACGCGCACUGGCGCAUCGAGCUGAUUUUCCUGGCGCGCGGCGACGCAGAGCGCAACAUUUUCACGAGUGAGCGGCUGGUCACAAUCCACGAGAUUGAGCGCAAGAUCAUGGACCACCCGGGCUUCCGGGAGUUCUGCUGGAAGCCCCAUGAAGUGCUGAAAGACCUGCCGCUCGGCUCCUACUCUUACUGCUCCCCGCCCAGCUCGCUCAUGACCUACUUCUUCCCCACUGAGAGGGGUGGCAAGAUUUACUAUGAUGGCAUGGGCCAGGACCUGGCCGACAUCCGGGGCUCCCUAGAGCUGGCCAUGACUCACCCGGAGUUCUACUGGUAUGUGGACGAAGGCCUCUCUGCAGAAAACCUCAAGAGCUCCCUCCUGCGCAGCGAGAUCCUCUUUGGAGCACCCCUGCCCAACUACUACUCGGUGGAUGAUCGCUGGGAGGAGCAGCAGGCUAAGUUUCAGAGCUUUGUGGUCACCUAUGUGGCCAUGCUGGCCAAGCAGUCCACUAGCAAAGUGCAGGUUCUGUAUGGGGGGACGGACCUCUUUGAUUACGAGGUUCGCAGAACCUUCAACAAUGACAUGCUCCUGGCCUUCAUCAGUAGCAGCUGCAUCGCCGCCCUCGUCUACAUUCUCACCUCCUGCUCAGUGUUCCUGUCCUUCUUCGGAAUUGCCAGCAUCGGCCUCAGCUGCCUGGUGGCACUCUUCCUGUACCAUGUGGUCUUUGGUAUCCAGUACCUGGGCAUCCUCAAUGGGGUGGCUGCCUUCGUGAUAGUGGGCAUUGGCGUGGACGACGUCUUUGUAUUCAUCAACACCUACCGCCAGGCCACCCACCUGGAAGACCCGCAGCUGCGGAUGAUCCAUACCAUCCAGACGGCGGGCAAGGCCACCUUCUUCACCUCCCUGACCACGGCUGCCGCCUAUGCAGCUAACGUCUUCUCCCAGAUCCCGGCCGUCCACGACUUUGGCCUGUUCAUGUCUCUCAUCGUGUCCUGCUGCUGGCUGGCUGUGCUCUUCACCAUGCCUGCUGCCCUGGGCAUCUGGAGCCUUUAUAUGGCACCGCUGGAGAGUGCCUGCCAGACCAGCUGCCACCAGAAGUGUGGCUGCAGGAGCUCCCUGCACUUCCCCGGGGACGUGUUUGCUGCUGCUGAGCGGGCUGGGGGCAGCCCUGCUCAGGGCCCCAUGCCCUACCUGGAUGAUGACAUCCCCUUGCUCAAUGUGGAGGAGGAGCCAGGCCGCUGCUCUGCCCCGGCAGUGUCGCUGGAGCUGGGAGACGCGUCCCUGGUGUCUGCCCCCGAUGGGGGCAGCCAGGGGCAGCUCAUCGCCCAGCUGCAGGAGCUGCUGCACCACUGGGUCCUGUGGUCGGCCGUCAAGAGCCGUUGGGUGAUUGUGGGGCUCUUUGUCUCCAUCCUCAUCCUGUCCCUGGUGUCCGCCAGCCGGCUCCGCCCCGCCAGCCGGGCCCCGCUGCUCUUCCGGCCCGAUACCAACAUCCAGGUGCUGCUAGACCUCAAGUACAACUUGAGCGCCGAGGGCAUCUCCUGCAUCACCUGUUCAGGUCUGUUCCAGGAGAAGCCCCACAGCCUGCAGAACAUCCGGACGUCCCUGGAGAAGAAGCGGGGCUCGGGGGUGUCCUGGGCCGGCCGGCCUGAGGCCGCCCUACAGGACUCCCCGGGCACUGUGUACGUCUCCAAGGUGAAGAGCAAAGGCCACCCGGCUGUCUACAGGUUCUCCCUCAACGCCAGCCUGCCUGGCCCUUGGCAGACCGUGUCCUCUGGGGACGGGGAGGUGCCCUCCUUCCAGGUGUAUAGAGCGCCUUUUGGUAACUUCACCAAGAAGCUGACCGCUUGUAUGUCUACAGUAGGGCUGCUCCAGGCGGCGAGCCCCUCCGGCAGGUGGAUGGUGACGACCUUGGCCUGCGACACCAAGCGGGGCUGGAAGUUUGACUUUAGCUUCUACGUGGCCGCCAAGGAGCACCAGCACACCCGGAAACUGUACUUUGCCCAGUCCCACAAGCCCCCUUUCCACGGGCGUGUGUGUGCGGCCCCUCCUGGCUGCCUGCUCGGCUCCAGCCCCGAUGGGCCGACCAAAGGCUUCUUCUACGUGCCCAGCGAGAAAGCUGUGACUCCCUCCGCAGCGCCCAAGGCCCGCCCCUCUGCCACCUUCGGCUUCAACCCCUGCGUGAACACGGGCUGUGGGAAGCCGGCGGUGCGGCCGCUCGUGGACACGGGGGCCAUGGUCUUCGUGGUCUUUGGCAUCGUUGGCAUCAACCGCACGCGGCAGGUGGACAACCAUGUCAUCGGAGACCCGGGCAGCGUCAUCUACGACAGCAGCUUUGACCUCUUCAAAGAAAUCGGGCACCUGUGUCGCCUCUGCAAGGCCAUCGCGGGGAACUCAGAGCUGGUGAAGCCGGGCGGGGCCCAGUGCCUGCCCUCAGGCUACAGCAUCUCCUCCUUCCUGCAGAUGUUGCACCCCGAGUGCAAGGAGCUGCCUGAGCCCCACCUGCUCCCAGGGCAGCUGUCACACGGGGCCGUGGGCGUCAAGGAUGGCCGAGUGCAGUGGGUCUCCAUGGCCUUCGAGUCGACCACGUACAAGGGCAAGUCCUCCUUCCAGACCUACUCGGACUACCUGCGCUGGGAGAGCUUCCUGCGGCAGCAGAUGAAGACGCUCCCCGAGGGCUCAGCCCUGCACCGCGGCUUCCAGACAUGUGAGCACUGGAAGCGGAUCUUCAUGGAGAUCAUAGGGGUGCAGAGUGCCCUGUACGGCCUGGCCCUCUCCUUGCUCAUCUGUGUGGCUGCGGUGACCGUGUUCACCACCCACGUGCUGCUCCUGUUGCCCGUGCUCCUGAGCAUCUUGGGCAGUGUCUGCCUCGUGGUGACCGUCAUGUACUGGAGCGGCUGGGAGAUGGGUGCCGUGGAAGCCAUCUCCCUGUCCAUCCUCGUCGGCUCCUCCGUGGAUUACUGCGUGCAUCUGGUCGAGGGCUAUCUGCUGGCCGGAGAGAACCUGCCCCUGCACCAGGCCGAGGAUGCCCACUCGCAGCGCCAGUGGCGGACGCUGGAGGCUGUGCGGCAUGUGGGCGUGGCCAUCGUCUCCAGCGCCCUCACCACAGUCAUCGCCACGGUGCCCCUCUUCUUCUGCAUCAUCGCCCCGUUUGCCAAGUUUGGCAAGAUCGUCGCACUCAACACUGGAGUCUCCAUCCUCUACACGCUCACGGUCAGCACAGCCCUGCUCGGCAUCAUGGCGCCCGGCUCCUUCACCCGGACCAGGACUUCCUUCCUCAAAGCCCUGGGUGCCGUGCUCCUGGCAGGGGCCCUGGGGCUGGGCGCCUGCCUGCUGCUCCUCCAGAGCGGCUAUAAGAUCCCCCUGCCCGAUGGGACCUCCCUAUAGCCCUGGCACUACGUCCGGCCUUGCACACCUUUGGCCCAGUGGGUCGGGGGCGAGAUGCUCGUUCUCUGACCCCAGGGGCACUUUGUUCCCAGCUUGGCUACAGCUAGUUAUGUUCCCAGGCCUGGGCCAGGCGACACUCACCUGUGUGACCCACACUGCCUUCAUCUCAGUGCCAGCCACCGCUGGGUGGUCAAGCUGGCAGCCGCCCUGGACUAUGCCUGGCGGCGGAAGAGACCAGCCUUCCCCCUGUGCCUGGUCACCAUGAGGGUCAGGUGAUUUUUGCAGGGGGCUUCCCUCGCACACUGCCUCAGUGCUCACAAGAACUUUCUGAUGUGGGUGUUACAGUUCCCCCAUUCUACAGAUGUGAAAACUGAGGCAUCAGGAGGCAAAGUGACUGACCUGUGGCGGCACAGCCAGAGCUGCCUCCUUCGGGGACUUUGCAGGAAGAGCACAGUGGGCGCAAGGGCAGGGCCUCGCACUCCCUGCCCCCGCCUCCCCAUCAGUUUUACAGCGGCCAGUGCUGGGUGGUCCUGUGAUCUUCCCCAGGGCUUUUAGUCCUGGCCGGGGAGCACGGAGGGACCGGCCUGGGGUACUGCAUGUCCCACCCCUGGCCCCAGCGUCAAGGGUCUCCUGCUCUUUGGAAGCCAUGGGGCCCCAGCACAGCCUUCCUUACAGAUCUGAGCCCCUACCUCCCCCACCUGACUCUGGGGGUGGAAUUUGGGGGAGGGGGGGCAGCCCCUGGGAGGGGGAGCUGGCCGUGCCUGCCGCCUGCUCACAGCAGAUGGUUCUUAUUAAAGUGAAAUGAAACUGCAGACCGCUGCCAUUAACAGGAGCAUUGUAAGCGUCGCUGGCUCCAUCGUAUUUUUAAAAUGGAAAUAACUAAGUGCUCGCAUGCCGCCCGGCCGGAACCUGGCACGAGGGGUGGGGCCGGUCCUGGAAGGAGAUGGAGGUGGGGUGGAAGGUGCCAGACCCUCUGGGGAGCAGGGUCACAGAGUGCUGUGCAGGCUCAGGAGGCUGGGGAGCACCGUGGGAGGGGGCCCGUCUGGCUCCCCACAGGGACGUCCGUCGGCCCCUUCAGCACAUCUGGUAUUGUGCUGUGACCUUCUUCCUCCGGACAGACGUUGGCCCCUGAGCUUUCGGAAGCUGGACACAGACUGAGCUGGGACUAAACCCUUAGGGCGGGGUAGACAUCCCUGAGGGUUGUCUCCAGGUCAGCUCACCUGGUCAUCUGUGAAUAUUGACCGGGGUCGGGGGGUGCUGGGCGUGCACGACAGACACACAGCACCAUGUCCCCGCCCAGUGCAUGCCUGGCGCCCAGCAGGUGCUCACUAUUUGCUGAGGGAGCAUCAGACAGACACCAAACGCGAUUAAUGGUACAAGUUGACACAGCACUUACGGUGCCAGACGCCCUUCUCAGGGUUUGUGUUAGUCUGCUUGGGCUGUCAAAACAGAGUGCCCUAAACUGGGUGG
Molecule: messenger RNA, 5865 nt
Organism: Delphinapterus leucas (beluga whale)
Lineage: Eukaryota; Metazoa; Chordata; Mammalia; Artiodactyla; Monodontidae
Source: RefSeq, a predicted model, not a curated record